This is a messenger RNA of Styela clava, 1500 nucleotides long. RefSeq lists its product as uncharacterized. Lineage: Eukaryota; Metazoa; Chordata; Ascidiacea; Stolidobranchia; Styelidae. The record is from RefSeq and is a predicted model, not a curated record.
CCUAGAGCCAUUCUGAAGAUUUUGAUUUCAUCACGCUUGACCGCGUGUGACAUUCCGCCCUAGCUUUAGUAUCUCUAUAGCAACAUGUUACGCUUUUAGUUGACCAUGGCCUCUUCCAGAAGUGUUUCUUCGUCUUGUUCGCGACCAUAUACUUACCCUGGGUCACCAGAUACCUUGAAAAUAUUUACAGAACAUGGCCUUCUUGAACGACCAAAGACCCAUGCUGUCGAUUUCUUGUCUUACAUGCUGUCAAAAACCUCAUUGGAGACUCAAAAAAUAACUCAUUCACAGAUUCAAGAUGCCGGGGAAAAACUGUAUCAAAAAAAGAUUGAUAAAUUUGACCAAGAGAAGAAACAAGCAGUUUUGGAAGCCGUUCAUGAAACACAGAGACUUGCUGAUGAAAACUUGAAAAAGGAACUUGCUUUAGCUUCAGAGAAAGCAGAAAUCGAGAAAGAGGAUGCAGUUGAAGCUUUGAAGCAUUACAAUGAAAGAGUGGCUGCAAGAACAGACAGAAACCGAGGGAAAAUCGAACAGGAAAGAGAAGAAAAACUCAUCUUGAGAUUGAACGAAGAGAAAAAGAAAGCACUUGCUGAGCAAUGGAAACUCGCUGAAAAAUUGAAGGCAGAGGCAAUUGAAAGAGUUCUGACCGAGCAAAGGAGGAGUCUUCGAGCAGAGGCAGCAUUGCAAAGGGAGAAAGCCAUUGCAGAUGCUCUCCGUAUAGCUAGAGAAAAGUUCAAGAAUAAAUUGAAUGAUGAAGUUGAGAAAACAAAACGAUUUUGUGAAAAAAUAAUGCAAGAUGAAAUCAGGAAGAUACAGGAUCUACAUCAAGUUGAAGUUAUAAAACUGCGAGAAAGAAUUGCAGCAGUUGAAAGGCAACUUGAGGUACAAAUGGACAAGAUGCGAAGAGCACAGAGAGAUUACUGGGAAAUGGAAAACGAGUAUUGUAAUUUCCUCGACUAUACAUCAAAAGUUGACGAGUGUCCAUCCGGAUUUCUGAUUGCACCAAAGAAAAGGCAGCAUGGUAAAGGAGACAGCAACCGUGAUCAGAAUGUACAAACCAGAUUGAUCUCUCUCGAUCAAGGAACCAAAACAGUACAAACUGAUUUACAGAUUAGAUUAUAAGCAGUGAUGAGAUUUUAAACCGCAAGAACAGGUUUCCUUUUGUAUCGAAUUCACAAUCACUUCGCUGAUUUCGGAAAACGUAUUUACGUAUCGACCUAAGCCACAAUACCAUGCUUAACCCUUUCCAUGCGAUUUUUAUUUUUUAUUAAAUAAUCAAAUUUGCUACGCCGAUUUUAUGCAUUUGUACCCCCACAACUAAUCGAUCGACUAACGAAAAACUAAUGAUCCUCUGCUGCCUACUGACGACUCGUUGGAAAACUUAUUUAAAGAGCUUGCAAUUGGCGAUUAAAAAAAAAAGUUUUUUUAAAAGUGGUGGUCUGAGUCACAAACCGGAUAGAAAAAAGGCAUUUUUUUUUCUUGGGAGUUGAAACUUCAAAC